Molecule: messenger RNA, 2390 nt
Organism: Lacerta agilis (Sand lizard)
Lineage: Eukaryota; Metazoa; Chordata; Lepidosauria; Squamata; Lacertidae
Gene: EIF1AX
Product: eukaryotic translation initiation factor 1A X-linked
Biological process (GO): translational initiation
Cellular component (GO): cytoplasm
Molecular function (GO): translation initiation factor activity; RNA binding
Source: RefSeq, a predicted model, not a curated record
GCGAGCGAAGUGCAUUCUGGGGCCGACGAAGAAGAGACGACGCUUCCCUCUCCUUCGUCUUCCUUCUCUCGCAGGGAUUCGGCGGAGCCCGCGCGGCACUCUCUCUUCCCUUCUCCCGCUGUCGCGAGACGCGCGUCACCGCCUCGCACGCUCUUCUGCUUAUCUCAGCCAGGAGCGCAGAGAAGGCGGAGGGUGACCCAGCUCACGCUUUCUUCCUUUCUGCCUUUGCCGACGCUGCGCCCGCUAAGCAGCACCUGACGCCGCCGACGCCGCCAUGCCGAAGAAUAAAGGUAAGGGAGGUAAAAACAGAAGACGAGGUAAGAAUGAGAAUGAAUCAGAAAAAAGAGAACUGGUGUUCAAAGAAGAUGGACAAGAGUAUGCCCAGGUUAUCAAAAUGCUGGGAAAUGGCAGACUGGAGGCAUUAUGUUUUGAUGGUGUAAAGAGGUUAUGUCACAUCAGAGGAAAGUUAAGAAAAAAGGUUUGGAUAAAUACAUCAGAUAUCAUACUGGUGGGUUUAAGAGAUUACCAGGACAACAAGGCUGACGUCAUUCUUAAGUACAAUGCAGAUGAAGCCAGAACUAAGGCAUAUGGAGAACUUCCAGAGCAUGCCAAAAUUAAUGAAACUGAUACCUUUGGGCCUGGUGAUGAUGAUGAAAUCCAAUUUGAUGAUAUUGGAGAUGAUGAUGAAGAUAUUGAUGAUAUCUAAAUGGAACUGAGGAAUACAUUCCAACUCCACCUCAAUAAUUAUUUUGUUUUCAAGUCCAUAUCUUAAAGAAGACUGAAACCGUAUAACAUUUGUAGUACCACCAAACCAAUAUAUUGCCCAAUGUUUAAGUAUUUAUAUUCUUUUAAAAACAGAUGAUGUUGGACUCUGAAAAGUUAAAUGAAUUAUUACAACUAUUUUUGCCUCUUUACCAAUUAGACCUUUACAUCUGUGUGUAAAUACACUUCCUUAAACUCCCUCAUUUGCUUCAUCUUUUUUCACCACUAACUUCACUCAAUCUGUUUUGAAAUAUAAUAAAAAUAUUGCCCUAUAAUUAUCAUGGAAUUUUGAUUGAAUGUGUAGGCUAGUGCUCAAUCUGCCAGUGCAGUGUUUUUUCCUAGUACCCCUUGAAGUAAAAUUGUAACAUUUUGAAAAUAGAAAAGGCAGAGAUUGUCUUUUAAAAUUCAUAAUGCCUAAAUCUGCUUUUAAGUUUUAGCUGCAUGUUAUUUUUAUACUGGUUUUGAUAUUAAAUUUCCACUUUCACAGAUAAAUUUGCCAUAGUGAGGGGAGAGAAUUUUUUUUUUUUUUUUUGAAAAUUAUGUAUGUUUGAAUAGCUGUUCCCUAUGUGGAAGUGGGUAAUGCAGAAAUUAAAACAGUAGUCACACCAAAUUUAAGUUGUUACCGGUAAUUAAACCAAAUGGCUUGCAACAUUAUAUUGUAACUUAACAUUUUAACAGGUGCUUUUGCCCUUACCUUAAAAAAAGUUCAACGUUUAUUAUAUUAUACAUAUUUAGGUUAGAUCCUGAGUUCCCAAGAGCAGAACUCUAGUCACAGUAUGGCUUAUGCUGAUUCCUCAUCUUUGACUCCUGGUGUCUCCUGAAAAGGUGUUCUGGAGAGUUGGAGAAACUUUUGAAACAGCAUAUGAGGUGGUGCUGAGGUCUAUUGGGGAGGGAUUCUCUCUGGAGUCCAGUCCCUUCAGAGAAUGGAUUUCAAUUCGUUUAGAACAGUUGUUCCCAAGAAUGGUCCAUGGACCCCAGGGGGUCUGCGUAAUCCACCCAGGGGAUCUGUGGCACCAUUCACAUAACAAAAACUACCAUAGAGAUAUCAGCAUUUUCAAAAGUAUGGGGUCCACAGUUUGGCUUUUGAAAAAUGGGGUCUGCGGUACUUCGCUAAUUGGGAACUACUGAUUUAGAACAUUCUUACACUUCAGUAAUAAAGAGGAAAAUGCUCAGUUGUAUCCAACACUGCACAAGCGGGUUUCUGUGUGUAAAACAGAAUUUUCUCUCCCCCCCUUUGCACCCCCUGCCUGCAACUGCUCUGGAGAGUCUGCCUAUCUCUGGAGCAGAUUUUGAUGGUGCACUGUGGGGGGUGGGGGCGGUGUAGGCAACUGGGGAAAAAGUUCCAUUGUGCAUGCUGAAGUCUGUUGUGUGAAUGGAACUGCAGUGUUGAUCAAACCCAUUAUGUUUAAAGAAGGUUUUCACUUUCAAUUUCAUCAAUUAUGAGGUACAACUGAAUAAAGGUUUUUGAAUUUGAGAUUAUAUAUGAGAUGAAUGUUAAGUUCUGAAAAAUUCUAUCUGAAAUUAACCAGUUGAGAAACAAAUUGAAUGAGCAUUUUCAGUUUGAGUGGGAGUAGCACACCUAAAAAGUUCAAUAAAGACUAACAUAGUCCUAAUAAUAUUUAAAAGUG